Limulus polyphemus (Atlantic horseshoe crab) is the source of this 1342-nucleotide messenger RNA. Its product is annotated as Ca(2+)/calmodulin-responsive adenylate cyclase-like. The record is from RefSeq and is a predicted model, not a curated record. Gene Ontology annotation, biological process: cAMP biosynthetic process; adenylate cyclase-activating G protein-coupled receptor signaling pathway. Bases 671 to 1324 code for a protein of 217 amino acids. Gene Ontology annotation, molecular function: adenylate cyclase activity. The transcript has 2 exons. Lineage: Eukaryota; Metazoa; Arthropoda; Merostomata; Xiphosura; Limulidae.
AAUGGUGCUGCGUAGACUAGAAACGCUUUAUCUAACUAAAUGAUCUUGAACUAGAGUUUGAGAGGAACGUUUAUGUUUGUAAUCAUAAUUGAGCAGUUUUCUUAAAUUAGGAGCUUGUUAUGUGAUUAUUAAAUAUAGUUAUUUCACUACUGUGUAUUCUAAAUAGGUUUCUUAGCAGUUUAAAAGUUUUCGUAACAAGCUUAAAAACUAAUUCUCCAAAGGUCAGGUCCUAGUCACUCUGCUUUCUAUGACUCGAUGUAUUGUAAACUGAAUCAUAUUAAGGCAUCUUUUCCCGAAACUCUUGUAUGAGAAACCUGGAAAGGCUAAAACCUGGAGCUAAUCGGUUUGGUAUUUAUAGAAAUUCUUAAAAUCAAGUUAUGUAAUUUGUAACAGUUUGCUAUUUUUUUUUAAUAUUAGCCUUACAUUUGAGUUGUAUAAGUAAUAAAAACAAAACCAGAAUUGGACUGAAAGUUGUGAUUCGUAUAAAUUUAGCAACUCUGUCAAGAACCUACUGUUUUUUUGUGGGUUGUAUUAGUCUAAGGGGCAAAGAAAAGGGAUCUGAUGAAAAUAUGGCAUUUAUUGUUUUCUUACUUUCACCUGGUAACCAAAUUUGACAGAAAAUUGGGCUUAACUUUAAACUGACCCUUCUCUCCCUUCUGUGAUAUAGAUCAUGGAUGGUAAAGUUAAGACAGGAACUGUACAGAGAAAAGUGUUGUUUUCUCGCCUGAUUAACCGUCGAAGGUUCGACAAUGAAGAGUUAGAAUCCUUAUACCAGCGUUAUACCUUCAAGAUUCAGCAGUCCUCAAUCGUUAGUGUUCUUGCGCUCUUUAUUUUCUUCACUGGAGUUCUAACCAUUUUGCAUUUCGUCUUUGUCAAAACUGCCACUGCUGCAAACUUGUAUUUCCUGCUACACUGUCUUGUUUUUGCCACAAUCCUGGCAUUCAUCUACACGAAAUGGCAUAAAGAUUAUUAUCUGCUGGCUUUAUGUUACGUAAUAUUAUGCUUCUUUGUAACCUUUUGUCUCGUUUGUAUGCCUUUUGACGUCGGGACGCGAGGGACAUGGGGUUCAGGAUCGUGGGGUGCCCGACACACUGCCGCUGAUGGGGUAUGGGAGAUCAUCUAUUGUUUAUUCGUGUCAUAUACUAUACUACCGUUGAGAACGAGGGUAUCAAUGACUCUUGGACUGGUUCUGCCGAUUAUUCAUACAAGUGUAGCCUCAACGAUGACCCAAGAAUUCCCCGGAUUGCUGAUGCAUCAAGAAACUCCAUGCAAAGCAUUGUGGCAAGACUCCAUGUUUUACUGGGACUUCAAAGAAAUAUUCUGAAGAGCGUACGUGAAACUG